Messenger RNA from Rhipicephalus sanguineus (brown dog tick), 1093 nucleotides. Its product is annotated as carbonyl reductase [NADPH] 1. NCBI's taxonomy places the organism in Eukaryota, Metazoa, Arthropoda, Arachnida, Ixodida, Ixodidae. The coding region runs from base 216 to 1019 and encodes 267 amino acids. Gene Ontology annotation, molecular function: carbonyl reductase (NADPH) activity. The record is from RefSeq and is a predicted model, not a curated record. The transcript is spliced from 7 exons.
AGUUUCCCGCGGUGGUCCGGUGGUUACAACAGUUACAAGCAGCGAGGAGGCGCUGUUACGAGUGUGCUGCUACUUUAUGUGCUACAUCCGCCCGCCUAUUUUUGCGAAGAGCGAACUCUCCGCACGUUGCAUACGUUAAUUCUAGAAAGUUCUAGAACACUAGUUAAUUCGCUCCGUUGUGAGUUCUUCGCUACUCUGCCUUCGCAACUGCAACCAUGUCAUCACGUGUUGCUGUGGUUACAGGUGGCAACAAGGGCAUUGGAUUCUGCAUAGUCAAGUUCCUGUGCCAACAGUUUGAUGGAGACGUCUUUCUUACUGGCGAGGAUGAGACACGUGGUAAAGCAGCUGUGGCAGAGCUCGGCAAGCAGCUGCUGCACCCAAAGUUCCACCAACUUGACAUUGACGACCUCGAGAGCAUUAAGAGAUUCCGUGACUUCCUCAAGAGCACUUACGGUGGCCUGGAUGUACUUGUGAACAAUGCUGGCAUUGCUUACAAGGUCAGUUCCACAGCACCAUUUUCAGAGCAAGCCGAAGUAACUGUGAAGACAAACUUUUUUGGCACACUGAAUGUCUGCAAGGAGCUGUUCCCUUUGCUGCGCCCACAUGCCAGAGUGGUGAACUUGAGCAGCGUGUGUGGCAUGCUUAAGAGGAUUCCUGGAAAAGAAGUCAAGAAGAGGCUUCACAACCCUGACAUUACUCUGGAGGAGCUCUGUGGCCUCAUGAACGAGUUUGUGCAGGCCGCAAAAGAGGGCAAGAAUGAGGAGAAAGGUUGGGGGCACUCUGCUUACAAUGUGUCCAAGGUUGGCAUCACUGUGCUGAGCUUCAUCCAGCAGCGUGAAUUCAACGCGGACCCUCGUGAAGAUCUCAUCGUAAAUGCUGUGCACCCAGGCUAUGUUGACACGGACAUGACAAGCCACAAGGGGCCUUUGACGCCUGACCAGGGUAAGCAUUUCAUGUGUGCUGCUCCUUAUUUUAAUAUUUGUUAUUUAUCUACAUUAUCCUCACAGGCUGUUAUUUGAAAUAUCACAAGAAGGAGGACAACGCUUCGAUAUUUCUUGGUACAAGUUAUAGAGCAUAUGAAAAAAAAAAUGAA